UUUUUGAUUUUGAGUAGCAUUGAUCUUUGAGAAUCUCCUGAUUUUUUUGGUCCGGAAUCAGUUUCUGUGUAAACUAAUCUUUCAGGGACUCGGGAAUUUGUGUAACUUUCUAUGAUUUAAGCACUUGUGUUUUAUCUGAUUGAAUGUAUCAGUAGCAUAAAUCUGUGUUUUACCACCAAAAAAGAGCUAUUUGUUUUCAGAAUAAAAUGUAUAUAUGUACAUGCAACAUACGGCACGUAUACAACAGGUAUGAAAUAAAUCAGAGAUCGUUGAUUCUUUUUUUCUACAGGAACACAUACCCACGCUAGAUGGCCAUGUUCCGGAACAGAAACGGGACCUGCCUCCUCCAAACCCCGCCAUCACGAUUAAGGAGGAGUUCUUCAAGCUUCCAAUGUACAAGGACAUCGAUACAUACAUCCUAGCGGCGCCUUCUAAGCUAUUGGUGGGAUCAUUUGAUGACGUCAUUAAGUUUUUUAAGUUCCGUGACUAUUGGAAUGAUAUGGCCUUGACCCGGGCCAUUUUUCUGUGGGUGGUACAUCAGGACAUCUACAAUCUAAAGUCCACAGAUGAACCUCCCCCUAAUUCACCACUGGAGUACUUCAUCAGCAUGCAGACCAGCCAGGGGGGAUACGCCCACCUUAUCUGGGGGCUUUGUCACAUGCUGGGUGUACCGUGUGCUAUCAUCAAUGGAAUGACAAAGAGCGCCGCCUAUGAAGUUGGAGGCAAAGUAAACAGGGAAAAUAUGGGUGCCCAGUGGAACGCCAUCUACCUCAAAGGUGAAUGGCGGUUCAUCGACGCAUUCUGGGCUUCAGCUUGUGUCGUAGGUAAAAAAUCCAAGGACUGGAAAUUGGUGGACAACGAAGGAAAUUACGUAGACGAGGACGAGGAGGAUGAUGGAGCGUACCAGCACGUGGAAAAUGAGGUCAAUGAGUUUUACUUCAUGACGGAUCCCCAGAAGUUUAUAUGGACUCACUACCCUGACGAGGAGGAGUGGCAGUGUUUGCAAACUCCGGUUUCCGUGACGGAGUUUGAAGAGCACGUGUACCUACGGGAGCGUUUCUAUUCUAUGGAAAUCAGUUUACUGGAUGACUUCCAAUGGAAAGAAAUCAUUAUUCCGGAAGGCGGUGAACUUGGGUUGCGUUUCGGUUUCCCAGAAGAAAAGACCGAGAACUAUGAGUUCCGGUACGCCAUGUAUAGAAACAAAUCUGACGAGGAGUUCCGGCAUCAUCUGAGAUUGGACCGAUUCGUUCUUCUGGAACAUACCAAAGGACUGCUGAAACUGUCUAUGAGAUUUCCAUUGUCCGGUAAAUUCAAACUGGAUGUAUAUGGAAAGGAUGAAAAGGAAAAUGGCUCAUUUGACUUAAUUUGUUCCCACAUGAUACAAAUCACAGUUCCAAAGAGUAAUUGUCUGCCUCUUCCCGACCAGCCCGCCAUCGGUUGGGGUCCUGUCCAAGAGACCAAGGACUCUGGUAUUGUACCGAAGAGUCACGACGGCGCUGUUAUAGUGACGGAGGACGGUAAAGUUGACAUCAAACUGGGCACUAACAAGAAGAUGGAAAUACACCAGCUUUUGAAGAGCAUCAACUUAGAUGAAGCAACGCUCAGUAAAUAUGUUCUUGUCAGAGAAGAAAAUGGGGAACAUUUUAUUCACAUUCGGUUACCACAGGGUGGGGAAUAUGCUCUGAAAAUUUACGCCAAUGAAGAAGGCAUGCCAGGGGAUGCUGACAAUAUAUUGAAUUACCUCAUCAGUUGCAGUAACGACGAAGUUCAAAACAAACCCUUCCCUAAUGUACCUGAUGGAAUACUUGGAAAGAAACCCGUUUCGGAAAAUAUCGGUGUAAAUGCAAGGAUUCAAAAGGGGCGGUUUAAAACGAAAGACGGGCGAAUUCGACUGGAAUUUUCGGCCAUGAGCUACGUAGAAUUGAUGGUUGAGAUCCACACAACAGACAUUGAAGCACUGAAAUACUUGAAGUCUUACCGUCAAACUAUUGAGGACCGAUGGGCAUUUGACAUCGAUUUGCCAGUCAAGGGAGAAUACUCUGUUAACGUUUUUGCGCGCGAAAAUCCGAAACGCAGUCGUGUAUACAAUGUCCAUUCAUACCUCGUCUUUUCCGAUGGUCAUGCAUACAGAGAUACAAAGGAAGAGUUUAGACCAACAAAAGCUCUAACAGAAACUAUUCAAACAGCCGAUAACGAGGCCCUUAUUCCCAUACCACGUGGUUAUUUAGAUGUCGUCUGCUGCCUUCAGCGACUCCAUGCGAACGACCCCCCUGAUAGCUCCCAGAUAGAGAUAAUAGAUCAUGAUAAUGAUAAACUUUUCCUGACUGAACUGAACGACUACGGCGAGUAUAUGAUGAACAUAUACGACAAAGAUGAAUUCGGGCUGUUAACCUGCAUCGCCCGCUACCAGCUCAACCGUAAAACAACAACAGAGUUGAUGCAGGACGAUCCGAUGGUAAUUAUGGACAGAAUUAAAGAGGAAGCAGAAGAAGACGAAGAUAGAGCAGAAACCAAAUCAGAGACAAAAGAUCGAAUGAAAACGGGGGCUACGUUGGACAUGGUGAGAAAGCGACGUCAUAUUCUAAUGUUGAAGCGACGUGCAAUGGAGCUGGGAGACCGUGAUGCAUUGGAGCAACUGAUUGUUGCUUACGAGGACACAAAACCGGCGGAUGAUGACCCAACACUGAUGUCUGCAAGGAAACUACUGAGACUACUCAAUGCUAAAGACGAAUUGGCUGCUGCUUCAAGAACUCGUCAUCUUGAAAAACUUAAACGCGCAAUCCGGAAUGCUAAAGAAGCCAACUAUGAUGGUAUUCUGAACCUACAGUUAGUUACAGCAGAGCGCCUGCGGGACAAACUCUCCAGAAUAGAGAGGUUACGUCAUAAUAUCCUUGUUAUGGACCAAACAACUGCAGCAGAACUGAGAACCUACACACAUCCGCCAGAGGGCGUGAGACAGUCCAUCAUGGCCGUCCUUGUGUUGCUAGAGUAUCCAAAGAAGGAUGUAAAGGACUGGAAAACAUGCCAGACGAUUUUGUCACGCUCAGGGAAGGAGUCCAUCAUGCGUCGUGUGGCUAUGUUUGAUCCAAAGUACUGCUUCCUAGAUGUGGCUUUGGAAGCAAAGCGGAUCAUUGCUCCAUUCUCACUCGAGGAAAUCCGUGACGUCAGCAACGGUGCCGCAGCCUUUUACAAUUGGGCUUAUGGCAUGAUUGUCGAGGUCGAGCAGACAGGCGGUGCCAGUCGUCCAAUGGAUGAGUGGAUGAGAGUGACCGAAGAUGUCCGAAAUGUGGAACAAACAAUCUCUCUUGGCCCAGCGUCUGCGCGGACAAGUCGGUCCAGGCUACUUAAAACGCCUGAAAAACUGACAAGAUACAACACACAGGACACUAUUAACAAAACAUAUACCGUCAGGUCCCGCAACUCGUGACAGUCAGGUCCUGCAACUCGUGACACAUGGCGAAGCGACAUGACAUUAUCAACAACAUUGAAUUAAUCAGAAGAGUGGAACUAGCGCCAGUCUUAGUUCAAGAAAUCUAAUGAUUUUCUAACCCAAGUAAUAAUUAAAUGAUAUAUUAACCCUCAAGAUUCUAACGUGUGAUAUGUGUUUUGAGAUUCCGGAGAUUGAUGAAUAUUGCAUGUCAUAUUCUUUGUUAUAUGUACAAAGGUAAGGAAAGUAUUAUCAUUGAAAAUGUGUAAAUUCUUUUGUCUAUGAAUUUGUCGAUAUAAUAAAGGUUUACUA
This is a messenger RNA of Ostrea edulis (European flat oyster), 3739 nucleotides long. RefSeq lists its product as uncharacterized. The record is from RefSeq and is a predicted model, not a curated record. The transcript has 6 exons. Lineage: Eukaryota; Metazoa; Mollusca; Bivalvia; Ostreida; Ostreidae. Bases 392 to 3427 code for a protein of 1011 amino acids.